AUGGAAAACUCCACACCGAACCGCACGACGUACGUAUCGGAUUACUUUGCGAAUCUGAACGAAAUCUCCAAAAAGAUCGCGCUCGACAUCGACGAGAUUCGCGGCGCGUACGAACACAUCUGGGACGAUCUGAGCCGCGAGGAGCAGAUGGAAAUCGUGAACGAAACGAUCAUCAAACCGGAAUUGGCGUUGAAGUACUUUGACAAUUUCUCCACAUCGACCGAUUCGCUGCAGCGAAUCCUUGGUACCGAUGAUGACGACGCCACCGGAGAGGAAGAUCGAAAUGCCAAUCUGUACGACGGCAAACGUUUGCAGACUUUCCAGUAUGUGCGAACUGGGCGCAAGCUAGUGACAGACGACAGUGCGGGACCUUAUCGGGACGAACAUUCGGCUCCUUUUUCGCACAAAACCAAAAGUCAAAUAAAUUUGACCAUCUUUCCACCGGAAAAGGAUGGUAAGGAGACGGACAAAUCGGAUACCGGUGGAAAGGCAGCGGGACUGCUGGCGAAAAAGUUGCUGCUCAAGUCACCGAAAUCGGACGAUACAGGCGGAUUGGCGAAAGGCAAGGGAGCGCUUGUGAAGGGAAUGUCUAAAGGGCACGAAGAACUAUCGAAAGAGCUGCCGGCGUACGAUAGCGAGCAGAACAUCAUCCUGACGGAAGAAGCGUACGGUACGAAGGCAACCGGAGCGGGCUUUUUGAGUAAGUUUAACAAUCUCAUCUUUAACCAAGCACCGAUGGAAAUGACGACGGCAGCAUCGGCUGCUUCGAUCAACGGUAGCGACGAGAUCGAUGGUACGCUCGAACAGGACGAGUUCGAUACCGAUAACGAUAAGGUAAACCUAUUCACCAAGAGCUCCAAAAACGAGUGCCUUCACCGUGCGCAAUCGUCCUCGGUUGAGGAGGACGAUAAGAACUACGACGAGCUGAACAGCUUGCUCGGCAACAGCAAAGGGUUCGAUUUUCUGAACAACUGGUAA
Molecule: messenger RNA, 978 nt
Organism: Anopheles marshallii
Lineage: Eukaryota; Metazoa; Arthropoda; Insecta; Diptera; Culicidae
Exons: 1
Coding region: 1-978 (325 amino acids)
Source: RefSeq, a predicted model, not a curated record